Molecule: messenger RNA, 1014 nt
Organism: Periconia digitata
Lineage: Eukaryota; Fungi; Ascomycota; Dothideomycetes; Pleosporales; Periconiaceae
Source: the annotation of a GenBank genome assembly
AUGUGCCGUUCGCGCAUACGCACUGCUGGCCGCAGGCCAAUGGGGAUCCCGUCUCACCACCUAGACCCUUUCAGGCCGUGGUUUCGUUUCAACUCCCAGCACCGUCGUCCUCAUCCUUCUCACCAUCUGCCCAUGGGCUGCUACUUUGGCACAUAUUGAUUAAUCAAUCCUCCCCUUGUUGGCCGCCAUGCACCACCACGAGUCUGGCCACACCUAUCCAUCCACCUAUCUGUCCAUGGGGUGACGUCGGCUCCAAUUCCCCUUCUCCACGUGCGAGCCACCACGACGUAUCUGGCCAGCCAACCAUGACAGCAGCCAGUACCACCGUCGCUGUUCGCCGUUUCUCACCUCUCCCCGGACCGAGCCUGUGGCGUACCCGGACUUGAUUGGAGUUUUGGAUGUGAGAGCUCGCUGUCCGCAUGUGUCAGCGUCUGUGUCUAUGGCGACCUAUUCGAGUCCCAUAUCAUACAUGCUUCAUCAAUCACCAACACCCGUCCGCUAAUUGGCGUGAUAUCUGUCAGACAGCCCGCCGGGCAAGUCUACACGCGUCAUGAGUCCUCCUCGUCCGCCUCCGCCCGCCUGUCCACUGUCCGCCAUAAGCCUGCUGCUGCCUCUAUCCCGCACCCUAAACUCUGUUCCUGAACCUUCUGGUCGGUGACUCGGUCCCAGUAGCUGUCUAAAAAAGCAGACAUCGGAGCCCGCCAAAUCCCCCAAUUGUAUCAACCCGCUCGCCUCGCCGGUUUCAAUCAAUCACGUCGAACCUGCCAUUCUCCAUCCCAGAUUCGACAUCACAUGGAGCAAGGUUGAAAGCAGGAUAUCGGGAAAAAUAAUAAGAGGAGACCACAAAAAAAAAAGUCCAUACCCACAUUCGUUCAUGCCAAACCCGAUCCUCAUGCCCACGUCUCCACAAAGGCGCCGAUAGAUUUUUUUUUCUCUUCUUUGCAAGCCCACUCUUUUCUUCUGUUCCCGUCCUCCUGCACGCGGGACGUCAUGUCGAGUCCACACCAACACUCU